This is a messenger RNA of Candidula unifasciata, 160 nucleotides long. NCBI's taxonomy places the organism in Eukaryota, Metazoa, Mollusca, Gastropoda, Stylommatophora, Geomitridae. The record is from the annotation of a GenBank genome assembly.
AUGUUGUCGACCCCCCCCCCCCCCCCCCGGCUUCCCCCCCCCCCCCCAACCUUGCUACCCUAACCCCAAAUAUUAUUUCACCCUUUCUGGAAGAAUGAAAGCCUACCGGGCCGAUAGGAAAGCAACCCGUAAUGCCACCACCGUUCGUUCACAUCGCACA